This is a messenger RNA of Orbicella faveolata, 2881 nucleotides long. RefSeq lists its product as uncharacterized. NCBI's taxonomy places the organism in Eukaryota, Metazoa, Cnidaria, Anthozoa, Scleractinia, Merulinidae. The record is from RefSeq and is a predicted model, not a curated record.
CCUCCUUAAUGCGGUCUCUGACCUGCAAGGUGGCUUAUGACUUCUUCAUUUUCUUGCAGUUUUUUUGUUCUUCCCCUGUCAUGCCCUGUUUAGCACUCCCACAACAAGCAGCUUCUUCUUCUGUUUUUUUUUUGUUCACAGACCUAUUUUCUCAAAACAUCUUGCACCACGUAACCCAUCCUUGGAGACCCAGGGGCAGGCAGUCGGGACGAUGCGAUAUUUUGGGGCGACGCGAUAGUUUUGAGCUCUUGUUAUUCUUGCUAAAAAUAUCGCGUCACCUGAAAAUACGCAUCGUCCUGCCUAGCUGCCCCUGGGUCUCCGAGGAUGAACGCAAGUGGGUGGGAGAUGGGCCUCCUGAAAAUGUAAGGAGAACAGCCGUGAAUCCGGAGGGACCCUUUUACAUACCGUUAUAGUGAGAUCACGCAUUAACGUGUUAGCCCGUGAUCACACGUAAAACGUUGUCGCGUGAUCACAAGUGAAACGGUAUCUGAUCUAAUCAGGGCAAUUACCACGUUCAAUGUCACUCGUGUGGGCCAUCACAAGGACAUUAAGUCAAAUUAGCAUCCAUUAUUUUUUUGUUGCGUGGAUAUGCAUUUCUCCGACGUUCCACGGGAGUCCAGGUGAUUUUUUUCAUGGUGUUUCCAAAAGCAACUUUUACUCAAACGAAAGCUGGCAAGUUAACACUGUUCAUUCCAGGUUGGUUUCUAGAUGGUGACUGGUAAUUGAAGUGACCCUGUCUAGUUGUUACCUUGCAAAGAAUUAGCCCAGAAAUUACCACUCGAGGAUCAACAACUGGUUCCUUCAAAAAAACAAAAAAAAGCCGCUUCCUUGCAUCAUUUCACAAAGAUCUGCUGCAUCUGAUAAACAACUGCCGCACAGUUGAAAAUGCCUUUUCAAGAAAGUAGAGCGAACCAAGUUAUUUGUACAGGGAUAUCGCAAAUUAUCUUGGGAUGUUGUGUGUUUACCUUGAGCUUCAUAUUGAGCAGAAGGAGACAUGACCUUGCUGAUAUUUUCGAGAUUGGCGUGGCGUAUUGGGCAGCUCUGCCGAUCGUCGUCACUGGAGUUCUCGGAAUAACAGGAGGGAUCACUGGAAAAUUCUUUGUGACAGGGCUAUUUCUCGCUGCUUCCGUCAUUUCGUGUAUCCUCGGAGGAAUCGUGGCUGCGUGCGUGGGAAUCGCGCUGACCUCGUGGAGAUCUGUGGGUGAAUGCGCGCACGUGCAUUGUCCAUACGAUACAGAAUCAAUUCUGAUGAUCGCCUUGACAAGUAUCUUGAUUCUAGCCGCGGCUAUCUCGCUGUCUGGCGUAAUUGAGUCGUCCCAACUACUUUGUUGCGCUGUUUCGGGUGGUGAUCAUGUCGCCAUCGUGUCAUUAGGAAAUUCAUCUCACGCGGAAAGAAAACCCAUGUUAAGACCGGAAAGGGAGAAGCGUAAAUGUCAAUCAAAGAACAGCAGCCAGUAUCCUACAGACUAUGAGACUGCAUUUGAAGACGCGCCAACACGGGAAUAUGGGUUCAAGAACGGCAAACAAAAAUGCAAGAUCAGUGAAGUAGGAACGAUAGUGUGAUCAGUGAAAAGUGAAGAGUCUGUAACGUGCCUUGAUACGUUGAAUAAUCUGCGAAUGGAAUUUGAAUACCGAAUCUUGACUCGAGCUGACUAAUUGUAGUGUCCAGUACUUUCUAUCGCUUAUACUUUGACGGGUCAUUACUACCACUUAAUAUCUUUAUCAAACGAAUUUAAAGACCAAUGAUUGGUAAACAAGUUAUGAUCAUUUUCGUGAUAUAACAAGUUACCAUAGCAACAGUAUAACCCGUUAAAAACACCCAUAAUAUUAGUUUUGAGCGCUUAUAGCCCAGAAACGAUCAAACAUUCAAGGUAAUUCAAAGCGUCAAGCGUAAUGGGCUGUGCAAAGAAGACACUUUCAAGAUAAGCUACGAGUUAGGCUUAGUAGACUGAUUACUAAACUAAGGCUACCUUAAGUUAAAUCUGCAACGAAGGGCUUUUACUGAAAUAACACUGUUGGGAAAUUGAUUUUGGUGCAUUUCAGAUAUCUAUUUACAUCUUUAGCUUUUAGAAAAUGCAAGAAGGACUGUAAUAUACUUAACGUUUUUGUCCAUAAAAAACUGAAAUUGCUCAAUUUCCUAUCGGAUUUAAUCUUAAUAUGUUUAUUAACAUUUAAGCUCUGUUAAGCAAGUGUGAACAAAUCCCCAGUUUUGGCAAAUUUGUUGGGUAAUUUUGCUGCCAAGUCUUUUCUACACGCUAAAAAUUAGUCAACACCGAACUGUAACUACGGUUAUUAUGUACAUAAUCCUUUAAAAUUUCAGACUUCUCCUCUUUUCCAGGUGCGGUUCGGAACUCGCACCGUCUUUUAUGCAAACGAGCUAUCUGUUGUAUUUGAUAAGCCCCGCUGUAAUCUCUGAGCAGGUGGUAUAUGACUCUGUUCCAACGAGCAGUUGUGUGCUGCUAUAAUUAGAGGCAAGUUUCGUUGUUGAUACAGUUGUCUGAUGUACCUGUUUGGAUCGCGAUGGUGGUGGAUAUUGAAAGCUUGCCUAUGAUGAUGACUGGCGGGAAGUUGCGAAUUUCCAUGAUAGUUGUAAUAGUUAAGAUGCCGUUGGUUUUGCUUAGGUUGAUCUCUACGUGUGUGAUUCGUUGGAGCGCGAUCGAUAUCUUGUUGAAGUUGCCGCGGUGGAUUCCGCUCGUCUGUUCUCUCUGGCGCCGAUUCUGGAUCACGACGACUUUCUAAAGUUGGAUUGUUUGCCUCCUUUGGAAAAUUAAGAAAAAAUCACACAACUUACUUUUACAUCGUUUGAAAAUUUCGUCGAAUACACCGCAGUCGAGUGAGUAACUAAACUUAAAAGACGAUUAACAGUAAACAAAAAAAAAAA